This is a messenger RNA of Saccostrea cuccullata (small rock oyster), 1296 nucleotides long. RefSeq lists its product as uncharacterized. The record is from RefSeq and is a predicted model, not a curated record. Gene Ontology annotation, molecular function: DNA binding. The coding region runs from base 1 to 1296 and encodes 431 amino acids. The transcript has 2 exons. NCBI's taxonomy places the organism in Eukaryota, Metazoa, Mollusca, Bivalvia, Ostreida, Ostreidae. Gene Ontology annotation, biological process: DNA recombination; DNA integration.
AUGUCGUCUGGGAGUAGAUACGAGGCCGAUAUUGACGCUCUUUUACAAUCUAGGGAUAGUAAAAACACCCAAAAGGUGGUGAAAACCGCCCUGAAGCUCUUACAAGACUACCUUAUUGAAAAAUAUGAAUUAAGCCUCGAGGAUAUGGAAAAAUUGUCGAUUGUUGAGAUGUCCGAAAAACUGAAGAAAUUUUACGCUGAACUGAGAAAACCCGACGGAAGUUACUAUGCCAAGAAAUCAUUAAUAACAAUGAGGUUUGGACUUCAAAAACAUUUUUUAAAGAAAACAUCAGUGGAUAUCAUUAAUUCAGAUGAGUUUAAAUCAUGCAACGAAGUUUUUAAAGCUAUGUUGGUGAAGAUCAAGCGCGAGGGAGCACCCGAGGUAAAACAUAAACAAACAAUCUCAACAGAAGAUCUAAACAAACUUUAUGAAAGUGAAGCAUUUUCUCUGAAUACAGCUAUGGGGCUGUUAAACAGAACAUUCUUCGAAAUAGUUUACUACUUUUGCAACCGUGGUCAGGAAAACUUGAGAAGCUUUCAAAAAACAGAUUUCUCAGUGAGAACAGAUCCAGAGGGGAAAAGAUAUGUGUGCAAAGUCAAACAUAGGGAGGAGAAAAAUCAUAGAGGGGACGAUCUCACGGACGACCAAACAAAUCAGGCCAGGAUGUACGAAAUGCCAGGAAAUCCCCGUUGCCCUGUGAAUAGUUUCAUGAAGUAUAUUGUGAAGCUGAAUCCUGAUAACCCAAAUCUAUGGCAGCGCCCUAAAUCAUCCGUAUCAGAAACGCAAUCGGUUUGGUUCGACAACAUUCCCCUUGGAAAAAAUACGCUUGCGGCGAUGAUGUCCACUAUUAGUAAGAGUGCUGAAAUAUCUACUAUAUAUACCAAUCACUGUAUUCGAGCCACGUGCAUAACAAAUCUUGACAGGCAGGGAAUUGAGGCAAGACAUAUAGUUGGAAUAUCUGGUCACAAAAAUAUAUCUAGUAUUAUGUCUUACUCUACGAGGUUGAGUGACCAGAAACAAUUUGAAAUUUCGAAAAUACUUUGUGAAAGUUCUAAAACUUCCUAUGGAAAUUCUAAUGCAGCAGCUUGCAGUGACUCUGGUGUACAGGAGAAUCAGAUUGAUUUCUUAGAUGAUUUUGAUGUCGACACAUUUUUUGCCGGAUUAGAAAACUUUGAACUACACAAUGUUAAAAGUGUACAAAGCGCUCCAUCAGCUUCCUCUACAAAAAACACUGAAUGUGGGGUCAACAUACACAAUUCUACUGUCAACAUUAACAUUUACACAAAUAAACUGUAA